UGUUCCGGGUCAGAAACUGGACGGGAGAGGAAAUUAACUCCGGGACGAGCCGAAGCAACAAAAAAAAAACAAAAAAACCGAGAAUGCUACCCUGUUCCACACGGAGAUGUAGCCUGGGUCUUUUCCGCUAAAGAGACGAGGUUUUAAAGCGACAACAAAAACAGGUGCCUACAAACUAACCAAAGUGAGAAAACGACGGAGAAUAACUCCCCAUGUUCGUCGACACCGAAACGAGUGUUAGCUCCGUAACGUCAGCCGUCGCCGUGUUUACGUGCAUGUGAGUUUUUUCGCCUCGCUUUUUUCCGCUUGACGGUAAAUAUAGUUCAAGACUGUCCCGCCGAGGCAAUCUGUUGCAUCCCCCUCCUCCUCCUCCUCCUCCUCUUCUGAAGUUUUUGUUUAUCGCACCGGGUUCCCAGAUUUAGUUCCCCCACCUCCCCCGCGAUGUUUCACUGCAUACCCCUGUGGCGGUGCAACCGUCAUGUGGAGAUGAUCGAUAAACGCCACUGCUCCCUGCUCUAUGUGCCCGAUGAGAUCUAUCGCUACGGCCGGAGUUUGGAGGAGCUGCUGCUGGAUGCAAACCAACUUCGAGACUUGCCCAAGCAAUUUUUCCAGCUGGUGAAACUAAGAAAACUUGGCCUCAGCGACAACGAGAUCCAGAGACUUCCACCAGAGAUAGCUAACUUCAUGCAGCUGGUAGAACUGGAUGUCUCUCGAAAUGAUAUUAUGGAGAUACCAGAAAGCAUUUCAUACUGCAAAGCCCUCCAAGUGGCCGACUUCAGUGGAAAUCCACUAACAAGAUUACCCGAAAGCUUUCCAGAGCUACGCAAUCUCACAGUCCUUUCCAUCAAUGAUAUUUCAUUACAAGUUCUUCCAGAUAACAUCGGAAACUUGUCCAAUUUGGCAUCACUAGAACUCAGAGAAAACCUGCUCACAUUCCUACCAGAGUCACUCUCCAUGCUUCAUAGACUUGAAGAACUCGACUUAGGGAAUAACGAACUGUACAGUUUGCCCGAGUCAAUAGGCGGUCUUGUCAGCUUGAAGGACUUGUGGCUGGAUGGAAACCAGUUGGCUGAAAUACCUGCAGAAAUGGGCACUAUGAGAAGCAUGUUGUGUCUGGAUGUAUCCGAAAACAAAAUCGAGCGACUUCCAGAAGAGCUGGGGGGUCUGGUGAUGCUCACAGAUCUGCUCGUGUCUCAGAACCUCAUUGAUGCUCUACCAGAAAGCAUCGGAAAACUUCGUAAACUCUCGAUACUGAAAGCUGAUCAGAACAGACUCACUUAUCUUCCAGAGAGCAUCGGCCACUGUGAAAGCCUUACUGAGCUCGUGCUCACAGAGAACCAGCUACAGAGUUUGCCGAGGAGUGUUGGGAAAUUAAAGCGACUUUCAAACUUCAACUGUGACAGGAAUCAGCUAUCAUCAUUACCCAAAGAGAUCGGCGGGUGCAGCGGUCUGAACGUCUUCUGCGUGCGAGAGAACCGACUGACCAGGAUCCCGUCGGAGCUGUCACAAGCCACGGAGCUGCAUGUGCUCGAUGUGUCUGGAAACAGGCUCAUCCACUUGCCGAUGUCGCUGACCACACUCCGGCUGAAGGCCUUAUGGUUGUCAGAGAACCAGUCGCAGCCGCUCCUCACCUUUCAGACGGACGAGGAUCCGGACUCGGGGGAGAAGGUGCUCACCUGCGUGCUGCUGCCUCAACAGCCAUAUGAGCCGGACAACAAAGGCUCCGAUAAUCUGGCACGCUGCGGAGCUCUGGAGAGUCUUGUGAAUGACAUGGUAGACGACACGUGGGACAACAAAGCCAUGAACCGGAUCAGUGCCAUUCACUUCCUGGAUGAUGACGAGGAGGAGGAUGACGACAAGGGAACUCUACUCCGGCGGGCCACGCCUCACCCGGGCGAGCUGAAAACCAUGAAGAAAGCGGCCGAGAACCUCCGCAACGACCUGAACGCUGCCAAAAGCCUGGACUCCAACAAAAACGAGGUCAAUAACGCUGCAGACAGAGUGACCACGUCUGUGAUGUGGUUUUGUAUAAGAACACCACUGAUCCACCUCUGUCACCAGUUUGUUUUCUCCCCUUGUAGGCUAGAUCUUACACUAACAUUCAUUUUUCAGCAGCAGGUGAUGUCCUCUGACUUUCUCCAGGAGUGUAGAAAUCCUCAGUCUAACCCGUGCCUCAGGACCAGCAGCCAAAACUGGUCCGUCCCAGUCUUCAGCUGGGGGGCAAACAAGGAGAGUCAGCAGGCGGGGCUUCGAUCUCCCCCGGCCAGUGACGGCGCGUGCGGUCGCUUCUCAGGCGCAGAGACGGAAGAAGAGGAAAUUGAACAACCCAAGGAGGAUUAUUCAAGCCAGCUGUCGGAGAAUGACUCGUCUUCUCGUUGGUUUCCACAUCAGAGAUCUGAAACGAGAGCGGGCAGAAAGUCUCCGCCUCGCAGAGUCGUUCAUAAAGGUCCAGCUCUUCAUGAAGACGCAAAGUUCUCCUCCAUCACAGCGAGUCUGAGGUCUCCUUCUUCUUCAGUGGCAGAAAGGACCCUUCCUCAGGAACCAUUCAUCUCCCAAGUGCCAUUAAGAUUGCAGAUCAAAGUGUCUGCUCAGAGGGGGAGUUUGGGAUUCAGCAUUGCAGGUGGGAGGGGCUCUCUGCCUUACAAAGACAAUGACGAGGGCAUCUUUAUUUCCAGAGUGAGUAAAGGUGGAGCAUCAGAAAAGGCGGGGGUCCGUGUUGGAGACAGAUUACUGGAGGUCAACGGCCUCGACAUGCAGGGGGCGACCCACCACCAGGCCGUCAGCGCCCUCAGGAAUGCCGGGAGCUGCAUCCAGAUGAUAGCGCUCAGAGAGAGGCUGCUUCCCCGGGAGGCGUACCGCCCGGAUCAGCCUCCUCCUCCUCCACCUCCGGAUCCUCGGGACGUGACGGGGCGACAGCUGUGGGGCUGCACCGGAGGGGGCUGGGGAAGCAGACAGCAGGAGCAGAGCAUGGACGACUGUUUGCCAAAGAGAAUUGAGGCGGUGGUCUGCAACGGCAACGGCAUUUCUGAUUUGGAGAGGGACCUGAGGAGGACCUUGUCUGAACUGGAGGCAGUAACCAAGGCCAAAAAUGAUUCACUUCAAGCGGGGAAGCAUACAAUGACAAUCCCACGGAUCAUCCUCACUCAUCCCUCUACCUCAGAUGAAGAUGUGGAUCUCUUGACACAGAGCACCAGAAGAGAGCUGCAGCAAGACAAUGAGACUCCUGACGGACGCUUUUUUGACAGUGCCUUCCACCCACCUUGACCUCAGCCUCAGGAAGGACACAGACUGUGAUUCCCCCCCCCCCCCCGUCUUCUGUUGGAGCAUCUUAGGUGAUGAUUCUGUGGAGGACUUGAGUAAAAACAAACUGAAUGUGUUUUUUUUUUUACUGUCACUGCAAGGCUUCUUUUUUUUUUGUCCGCCAGAUUGAAGUGCUGCUAAAAUAAUUUCUUAAUAUUAAAGUUAUUUGAGAGAUC
Messenger RNA from Labrus mixtus (cuckoo wrasse), 3476 nucleotides. RefSeq names its product leucine-rich repeat-containing protein 1-like. Gene Ontology annotation, cellular component: postsynaptic density; postsynaptic membrane; adherens junction. Gene Ontology annotation, biological process: neurotransmitter receptor transport postsynaptic membrane to endosome; neurotransmitter receptor transport, endosome to postsynaptic membrane. NCBI's taxonomy places the organism in Eukaryota, Metazoa, Chordata, Actinopteri, Labriformes, Labridae. The transcript is spliced from 21 exons. Bases 442 to 3264 code for a protein of 940 amino acids. Gene Ontology annotation, molecular function: protein binding. The record is from RefSeq and is a predicted model, not a curated record.